Molecule: messenger RNA, 1497 nt
Organism: Nicotiana attenuata
Lineage: Eukaryota; Viridiplantae; Streptophyta; Magnoliopsida; Solanales; Solanaceae
Product: protein STRUBBELIG-RECEPTOR FAMILY 5-like
Exons: 10
Coding region: 277-1368 (363 amino acids)
Molecular function (GO): receptor serine/threonine kinase binding
Source: RefSeq, a predicted model, not a curated record
GUACAUCACCACUCGCAACGCUUUCAUUCAUUCAUUCAUUCAUUUCAGACACAAUUUUCUCACCCGAGAAGCAAUUUUCUCCUCAUAAUUUUGAUCCUACUUUCCACUCGACAUAAUUUUGAUAUUAUUCUUUGUCUGUUUAUACUCCCCUGUUCGCCCUUCGCGCAGAGGCCUAUUGGGAUUUGAUCUCAACUUGCUCUUCGCAUAGGGCACCAUUUCAAAUUUGUAAUUCGCUGAUUUUCAAAUAUAUAAGUAUAUAUAAGGGCCUCGAUUGACAUGUUAAUGGAUGCAUUUAUUCUAAGAGUAAAAUUACUGUUUCCCUCCACUUUCCUUUUAUGGAUCAUCCUUACAAGCUCCUUCACUAUUCCCGUGGUGCUUUCCAAAACAGACUCCCGCCAAGUUUCCUCCCUCAACAAUAUGUACCAAUAUUUGAAGCCCUCUUCCAAACUUGAUGGAUGGAAAAAGGAUGGAGGAGACCCUUGUGGUGAUGAUUCUUGGAAGGGUAUUAAGUGCUCUGGUUCAGAUAUUACUGAAAUUGAUUUAUCUGGUUUGGGACUUUCUGGAUCACUAGGGUUCCAGCUUGAUAAGUUGGAGAAAGUCACCUACUUUGAUGUGAGCAAAAACAACCUCAAGGACAACGUACCGUAUCAACUUCCUCCUCGCACGAAGCACCUAGAUCUUUCUGGAAAUCAAUUCAGUGGAACUGUGCCUUAUUCAAUUUCUCAGAUGGCUGAUCUUAAAUAUCUGAAUCUUAAUCAUAAUAAGAUAAGUGGAUCACUGAGUGAUAUGUUUGGACAACUUACUAAACUCACUGAGAUGGAUCUGUCCUUCAAUGCAAUAUCAGGCAGUUUGCCUCAGAGUUUUAAAUCCCUCUCAAGCCUCAGCAAAUUGCACAUGCAGAAUAAUCAGUUUACUGGAUCAAUAAAUGUUCUUGCCGAUCUUCCACUUGACGAUUUGAAUGUAGCAAACAACCAAUUUACAGGCUGGAUUCCUGAUGAGCUGAAAGACAUAAAGAAAUUAGAGACUGGAGGGAAUUCUUGGUCUUCUGGAGCAGCUCCUCCUCCGCCUCCUGGGCAGAAAAGUAAACCUCACACCAGGCGGUCAGGAAAGGAACCUAAGUCUGGCCUGGGCGCAGCAGCCAUUAUUGGGAUAAUACUGGGUGUUCUGGUGCUACUUAUUCUUAUAAUUGUUCUAUUUUCGAAAAAAAGAUCAUCACCUUCAUCCCAUUUUCUUGAAGAAGAUAGAUUUAGCCAGCGUCAACGUUUCACUCCUCUUUCAUCUCAGGAGUUAUCUAGUGGCACACGUGGCAACAUGCGUGAGGACUUCAGAGGUAAUUUUACUUUUGGCUUGCCAAUCCCCCUUGUAUAAAAAGAGAGACAUGGUGGAGGAAAGGAAAGAGGAAAUUUUUUUUUUUUUUUUGAGAUGGUAACAGAUCCAAUAUAUUAAUAAAUCAUCAGCACAAAUUUUGUACUGGAACCAAGAUUACAUCAAGAAGAG